AGUUUUCAAAUCCUUUGCCGCCAAGCAACAUGCGGCAUGCUUCAACAGAGGAUGAUUCUGGGCUGACGAAGCUGUCUAAUGAUGACUUUCGUAAACUUUUGAUGACUCCACGAGACACACCGGGUGAGGCUCCGCCUUCUUCCAGACCAACACAGCAGAAACCGAUUGUGAAGGAUUAUAAUGAAGAGGAUGAUCCCAGGGCAAGAAGGCGCAAGAAAAAGAGUUACUAUGCGAAGCUCAAGAAGCAGGAGAUGGAGAGGGAAGAAGAAUUGGCAAAGAAAUACAGAGACAGGGCUGCAGAAAGAAGAGAUGGGAAAACGGAUUACGAUGAAACUGAAAUUGUCAGCACAACAGCAAACUACAAGGCCGUAGCUCCUAAUGCACCAGCAGAUUCUGCAGCAUCUAAUAGGCGUAAGCAGCUCAUUGAGGAGAGUAAAUAUCUCGGUGGUGACAUGGAACAUACUCACUUGGUGAAAGGCCGAAAUUAUGCCCUGCUACAUAAGGUUCGAGCUGAAAUCAACAACAAGGAGAGAGAAGUAGAAGAUGUUCUGGAGAGUACUUACCAGACUAAACCUAAAGAAGUGGAUGCUGAAGAAAAUAUCCAGUUCAAAGGCAGGAUGGCAAGGAACAUCUACCGUAUAGUAUUCAAGAUGCACCAGCCUCAGCGUAACGAGUCCUUCCUUCCUGGCCGCAUGGCUUACCAAGUUGAUCUAGAUGAUGAGUUUGCUGAGACAGAUAUCCCAACCACAUGCAUGAGAAGCAAAGCUGACUGUCCAACUGUAGAAUCACAAGCAACUCUGACUACCAAUGACAUUGUAAUCAACAAGCUGACCCAGAUUCUAUCCUAUCUUCGACAAGGCCAAAGAGGAAAGAAACUCAAGAAGAAAGAAAAGGGCAAACUGAAGGAUGAAAAGAUGGAUAAAGCACAUGUUGGAGAAGAUAAUAUCUUUGGUGAUCUUGGAAGCUACCACCCAUCUUACAACAAGCCCAAGGAACCUCCCAAACCCCGGGAGAAGGAGAAAGAGAGGGAGAGAGACAGAGGCCGUGACCGCGAUAGGGAGCGAGACCGAGACCGACCCAGCCGGGAUUACGAAAGACCCCGAGAGAGUGACAGGGACCGACAGAACCGGGACUACGAGAGACCGAGAGAGAGCGAGAGGGACAGAGACCGUGACAGGAAUAGAGAUAGAGACAGGGAUAGACAGAGGAUGGAUAGGGGCCGGGAUUAUAGGGACAGUGAUCGGGACCGUGAUCGCAGACCAAGGUCAAGUUAUUUUGAGAAACCUAAGGAGGCUGAUGAGGAAUUUGACAAGCCUCCUGCUGAUAAACUCUUGCAAAGCAUCAGUGAAAAGUUUGGAAAGCCUCCACCGGAAAAAGAGGAUGAAUCUCGCUUCAGAGCCGGUUGGGAAAAUGAUGAUAAAUAUCCUUUUGUAAAUCACCAAAGUUGCAAUAAUAUUGUUCUAAUGAUUUAUUUGGUAUAAAUCUUUUGCCAGAAUUUGACCCAUAUUUUGAUCCAGACAGUAAACCAUUGCUGCCUGUUGGGGUACCAGCAUCUGCAAUCAUUAAAUAUGUUUUCAAUUGUGGUAAUUAUUAUUAAUUCUUUUUUUAUGCCUCGGUGGUUGCUCUCGUUAUUAUGUUUGGAGUUUUCCGUCCUGUUAUCCUUCUUGCGAAAAGAGCCAUUUGAUGGAUCAACUUCAAACUUGGUCCAAGUAUGCAGCAUUGAUGAUGAUCUGAUUAUUUUGGGGGGUAUCAAGGUCAAAGGUCGCAGAGGUCUUUAUAUACCCCAAAAUAUCUCAAAUUUAAAGCUGUAUUUUUCUCAAAUCACUGACCAUUUAACAGAAAGUGCACAAGUCACCGCUCAGGAACUUAUCUGCGGCACUAUGUUACAUUGCCAAUGUGCACCUUACAGUACACUAGCGUUUAAAUUCAUAUCACGACACUUCCUUAUUAAAUCCAUAUUGGUGCUUAUUUGACAGCACAUCUGAAUCUGUUCACUUCAACUGAAUGAACAUUGUUCACCCUCCUUCAUAGACACACAUGGACACACACAGCACACCCACUCACACACUGUACAGCACACACUCACGUCUUCACCCAUAAAACAACCCUCACACUGUUACACGGACACCUUGACAACUUUAUACCAAUUGUUCAGAGAUACGCAUGUACACACAGAGCCCACCCACCCACACCAGCACACACACUGUACAGCACACACCCACAUCCUCACCAUUAAAACAACCCUCACACUGUUACACAGACACCCAGACAACUUUAUACCCAUUGUUCAGAGACACACAGAGCACACCAGCACACACACUGUACAGCACACACCCACAUCCUCAUUAAAACAACCGUCACACUUACACAGACACCCAGACAACUUUAUACCCAUUGUUCAGAGACACACAUGGACACACAGAGCACACCAGCACACACUCACGUCUUCACCCAUAAAACAACCCAAACACAAACACACAGAUUAUCUCUCACUCCCAAAUAAACUUGAUAAUUAUUUGAAUAUUUAGAGCAAAUAAGAGA
Molecule: messenger RNA, 2541 nt
Organism: Lytechinus pictus (painted urchin)
Lineage: Eukaryota; Metazoa; Echinodermata; Echinoidea; Temnopleuroida; Toxopneustidae
Product: protein Red-like
Exons: 15
Coding region: 30-1481 (483 amino acids)
Biological process (GO): mRNA splicing, via spliceosome
Cellular component (GO): nucleus
Source: RefSeq, a predicted model, not a curated record